AUGGAAAGGUCCAUGCUAAUGAGGCUCCCUAACGAGCUUUUGGUUACUCUGAUAGAGUACGUCGAUAGCCCCAGCUAUACGGCACUGGCACAAACAUGCCAUACCCUUAAUCUCUUGACAACACCGCAUCUUUACAAAUAUGCAAACAUCCUACUAGGCAAAAGCAACGAAUUUGUCCGGACAGUCAAAACUAAAUAUGCCGAUUUAGUCCGUCAUGUCACAGUCGUGAUCGAAAAUGACGAACUCGAAAUUUCUCCUUGUCGAAUUGUACCAUGUCUCGAAAAACUAGAGAAUCUGCAGAGCCUCAAGCUAGCUGGUGGCUACUGGAUGUGGGACACUGAAGAGGAGAACUGGGAUACCCUCGAAGAUUGCCUAUGGGAAUAUUUUAAAAGGGCGAGCCUAAAACAACCUGGGGAAUCGAGAGUUGCUAAGAGUCUUCGAUCAUUAACCCUUGAUCGCUCUGAACGCAAUGGACAAGCAGCGUUUCUUCACUACUCGUACAUCUUCAUCAUCCCGCAACUCCAUGAUCUCACAAUACGUGGUUUUAUGUUCGAGGAUUGCGAUGGCGAGAUUGACUCACAAUUUGAACGUCAGACGGAGCUUCAAUCCAUGCGUAUCGAGCGCAGCUUUGUGAGCUUUUCUGCUUUAAGGAAAGCCUUACUUGCUCCGCGUGCAUUACGCUAUCUCAGUAUUUGCCAUGUAGAUUCUUACUGGCACCAUGAGCUCAAGAACGCGGAAAGUAACCACGCAACAGUGGCUGAGUUUGUGGAGGCAUUGUUACCGCAUCGCGAAUCACUCGAAGAGAUCAAAGUUGUCGUUGAUGAUAAUAUGUAUAGAGGAGAGGUUCCAACAAUCAACGCUCCGAGCUUCCGUAAUCAUGCAACGCAACUUCCGGCACUGAAGCGCUGGUUGGGGUGUGAUAAGAUGACGUUAGCAGGUUAUCUGAAUCAUAGCGAAGGUGAUGAGUGA
Messenger RNA from Penicillium daleae, 969 nucleotides. RefSeq lists its product as uncharacterized. Gene Ontology annotation, molecular function: protein binding. NCBI's taxonomy places the organism in Eukaryota, Fungi, Ascomycota, Eurotiomycetes, Eurotiales, Aspergillaceae. Bases 1 to 969 code for a protein of 322 amino acids. The transcript has 2 exons. The record is from RefSeq and is a predicted model, not a curated record.